Molecule: messenger RNA, 2025 nt
Organism: Glycine soja
Lineage: Eukaryota; Viridiplantae; Streptophyta; Magnoliopsida; Fabales; Fabaceae
Product: mitogen-activated protein kinase 19-like
Exons: 10
Coding region: 1-1824 (607 amino acids)
Biological process (GO): protein phosphorylation; intracellular signal transduction
Cellular component (GO): cytoplasm; nucleus
Molecular function (GO): ATP binding; MAP kinase activity
Source: RefSeq, a predicted model, not a curated record
AUGCAGCAAGAUCAGCUCAAGAAGGAUAUGAAGGAGGUAGAGUUUUUCACUGAGUAUGGCGAUGCCAACAGAUACAAGAUUCUUGAAGUUGUUGGGAAGGGUAGCUAUGGAGUUGUUUGUUCAGCAAUCGAUACACACACUGGGGGAAAGGUUGCAAUUAAGAAGAUUCAUGAUAUUUUUGAACAUAUCUCUGAUGCCAUUAGAAUCCUCAGGGAAGUCAAGUUGCUAAGACUUUUAAGACACCCUGAUAUUGUUGAGAUUAAGCGGAUCAUGUUGCCGCCUUCAAAGAGGGAGUUUAAAGAUAUUUAUGUAGUCUUUGAGCUUAUGGAGUCUGAUCUCCAUCAGGUCAUCAAAGCUAAUGACGACUUGACCCGCGAACACCAUCAGUUUUUUCUUUAUCAGAUGCUACGUGCAAUGAAGUAUAUGCAUACAGCUAAUGUAUAUCACAGAGACCUUAAGCCCAAGAAUAUACUGGCAAAUGCAAACUGCAAACUCAAAGUUUGUGAUUUUGGAUUGGCUAGAGUUGCAUUCAGUGAUGCCCCAACAACAACUUUUUGGACGGAUUAUGUUGCUACAAGAUGGUACAGAGCCCCAGAACUAUGUGGCUCCUUCUUUUCAAAGUAUACACCAGCAAUUGAUAUAUGGAGCAUUGGAUGCAUUUUUGCAGAGGUGUUGACAGGAAAGCCACUGUUUCCUGGUAAAAGUGUCGUGCAUCAAUUAGAUUUGAUUACUGAUCUUCUUGGGACACCACCACCUGAAACUAUUGCAGGAGUUCGAAAUGACAAGGCAAGGAAGUACUUGAUGGAAAUGCGGAAGAAAUCUCCUGUGCCAUUUGAACAGAAAUUUCCGAAUGCGGAUCCAUUGGCACUUCGCCUAUUGCAAAGACUUUUAGCAUUUGAUCCAAAGGAUCGACCAACUGCUCAAGAGGCACUAGCUGAUCCCUUCUUUAAGGGUUUGGCCAAAGUUGAGAGAGAACCUUCUUGUCAGCCAAUUUCAAGAUUAGAAUUUGAGUUUGAGAGGAGACGAGUGACAAAAGAUGAUGUUAGGGAGCUAAUAUAUCGGGAAAUAUUGGAAUACCAUCCCCAGUUGCUUAAAGAUUACAUGAAUGGAACUGAAGGCACUCACUUCCUUUACCCUAGUGCAAUAGAUCAAUUCAGAAAGCACUUUGCUUAUCUUGAGGAAAAUCAUGGUAAAAGUGGCCCAGUGAUACCUCCAGAAAGGAAGCAUGUCUCCCUUCCAAGGUCCACUGUUCACUCUAGUACAAUUCCUCCUAGUACACAACCAUCUUUUACUUCAUACGAGAACAAGCAUAUGGCAGAAGAGGCAUCAAAGGUUACGAGAUCAGUAGAAUCAAAUUCCGGAAGUCAAUUAAGGAGUUCGCGACCUCCGCCAAGAGUGCCAGCAGCCAAACCAGGUCGAAUCGUAGGGCCAGUUUUGCACUAUGACAAUGGGAGAACCUUAAAAGACACUUAUGACCAAAGGAUCUUCUACCGAAACACGCUUCCUCAAGCCGUCUCUCCACACUGUUUCCAUAGGGUGCAGCAACCUACUAUCACAAAAACUACUUCAGAAACAUACAAGAAUAUCCCCCAAGGCAAACAUCAACUCCCAUCCCAACAGUGUAGCAUGCCAGCUAGACCAACUAUUGAUCUAAAUACCAACCCAUACUACCAACAGGGAAAGAGUGAUCACUUAAAUGAUCCUGUUGCUUCCAUUGAUGCAAAACUACUGCAGGCACAAUCUCAAUUUGGUGGAGUUGGUGCUGCAGCAGUAGCUGUUGCUGCUCACAGGCAUUCAGGGAGCUUUCAGUAUGGAUUGUCAUAGGUUGUUAGGUUUAAAAGAGAUGCAUACAAUAACUAGUAUGCUUUAUCUAAUGCCUGGGGUUGGGAGGAAGGAAGGAACUUGAUCAAAUUUUAGACGGGUUUAGGUCUGGUAAGAUUUUCCACUUUUGCUUUCAGAUUGCCAUCCUUGUAAUUACAUGUACAUCAUUUAAUUGAUUAAUAAAAAAAUUGAUUGUUUCUCUCU